This is a messenger RNA of Physcomitrium patens, 983 nucleotides long. The record is from RefSeq and is a predicted model, not a curated record. NCBI's taxonomy places the organism in Eukaryota, Viridiplantae, Streptophyta, Bryopsida, Funariales, Funariaceae.
GGUUGAAUGUAAUCUGACAAGAGCGUGGGUUGAUGGAUGUCGCAGCGGAGUAUGCUGAGAUAUGGCAGUUUGCGAGCCAGUUGGAAGGGCAUCUGACGGAGGUGGAGGACUGGGAUCUAGGAGCAGGCAUAUACAUCGAGUUCUUGACGCUGAAAUCCAGCUUCAAAGACACGUCGAAUGUAGUGGAGGGGCUGGAGAGUUUGGAAGAGAGGAGCUCAGCUUGUGGGGCGUUCUUCGAGCGGCUGAAGGAGUCGCAAGCAAUGUGGAAGUCGAAGAGUUCGAUCGAGGCCAGGGCGGCUUAUUCAAAGAUGGCGGACGAGAUUUCGUUGUUGUUGUUGGAGGAAACAAAAGCACAGGCGUUGGACGUGAGCGCGGAGAUGAAGAUGUUUGACAUUGUUCUGGAUGCUCCCAUGCCCGAGGACGUGCGCAUGUGUCGUCUGCAAGGAGCUGUGGCAGCGUUCGCGAAAUUGGUUUCCGAGGAAAUUCUGGUGUGAGGCCCCACGAUGUGGAUGAGUGCGUGUCGCUGUUCGGGUAGGGGAGUUGUGAGGGCCCUGUGCAACGAGGGCAUCGCAUCUCGGCACGGUGUACAUCAAUUAGUUGAGUUACCCUUGAGUGCGUGGCGCGGUAGGAGAUGCAAGGAGUGCGCAUCGGUGAAUCGUGCAUGGUAUGGAGGAUUUUUGAGUACCAGCACGGUGAGCUGAGAGGUUAGCUGGAGGGAAAUGUGAGAAUGUAGUUGUAGGAAUAUUGUAGCAGGAAGGUUUGCAGGUAGCGGUGAUGUAGUAGAAAGUUUUCGAGAGCUUUCACAGCGAGUAUGUUGGGUGAGGCAGGUGUCCUCUAAUAUGGAGUUAUGGAGAGAGGGGAACAGAAGGGGAGGUGUUGAAUGGAGUGUUUUUUAGUUGGUUUGAGAGGUGCGUGGGGGAACCACCGGCUCUGUGGAGGUAGAUUAAUUCCAAAAGCCUACUCAGAGGGCAGCCUUGAAACCA